Molecule: messenger RNA, 4563 nt
Organism: Oncorhynchus kisutch (coho salmon)
Lineage: Eukaryota; Metazoa; Chordata; Actinopteri; Salmoniformes; Salmonidae
Gene: tert
Product: telomerase reverse transcriptase
Exons: 16
Coding region: 409-4257 (1282 amino acids)
Biological process (GO): telomere maintenance via telomerase
Cellular component (GO): telomerase catalytic core complex
Molecular function (GO): telomerase RNA binding; telomerase activity; telomeric repeat DNA binding
Source: RefSeq, a predicted model, not a curated record
CUUCCGGGGCUUGAGAAUGCAAUUUGGGUUCAUUCUCUCCGACAUUUCUCUAUUUCUAGUUCAUUAUUAUAGUGUACUUUUAUUAUUGUGAACAAUUUACUGCAUUGUUAGGAGUUGGUAACAUGAGCAUUUCGCUACACUCGUUAUAGCAUCUGCUAAACCGUAUAACGCGACCAAUAAACCUUGAUUUUGGACUAACGUUAGAGGGUGACGUUUUCUAGCUUCCGAUUCGUUGAGCGCCUGAAAGUGGGUUCAGAAACAAGUAUGAACGGUGUAUCGUUGGUUGUCGGAUUCCGAAACAGACAAACAACAUCUCUAGGCUACACAGAGUGACAUUAAUAAAUGGGCACAACAAUGCAGCUUUUACUACGAGAUAGUAGUAGUAAGUAACUAGGAUAUCCGUUCAAAAUGCCCAGUGGCGAUAUGACGCGUGUGCUCGGCAUACUCAGCUCUCUGUAUCCGCACGUCGAGACCCUGGAGGAGUUUGCAGACCAUACUGUAUUCAGAGAGGGACAGAGAGCGGUGCUCAUCGAACCGACAGAUACAACGCGCUUCAUAUCGUUUGUCCGGGGAGUGUUUGUCUGCACGGAUAAAACCCUACAGGACGUCCCCAGCUGCAAUCAGAUCAGCACCGUGCCUGAGCUGUUGGCGUUCGUGUUGAACAACACCAAGAGGAAAAAGAAAAGGAAUGUUCUGGCGCACGGUUAUGGUUACACGUUCCAGGACCGCGACGCCGACCAGUUUAAGUUUCAUGGCGAGAUCACUCAGAGUGCCGCGUACAUCCACGGCAGCGACUUAUGGAAGAGGAUCUGCCAGCGCCUCGGCACCGACGUCUCCAAGUACCUCCUGGAGAGCUGUUCCUUGUUCGUUACGGUGCCGCCGUCGUCCGCGUUCCAGGUGUGCGGCGUGCCUGUGUACGACCGCGUUUCCAUGUCAACGGGUAUCUCUAGGUUCCACCUGGGAUACAAACGGAAUGGUACUACUAGAAACAGCAGAGGGAGAAGUGAGGUCAGAAAUGGGGGAUGGGAAUUUCAGCGUUCUGGUGGGAGAAAAAGGAGAUGGGAUGGAGGUAGAGACACUGGGAAAAGGAAGGGAGAAGAGGUCAGUUUGGGUGGGAAGAGGGAGAGGGAGGAGGUGGAAGGAGAUGGGUGUUUGCCUGGAAAAAGGAGAUGGGAUGGAGGUAGAGACACUGGGAAAAGGAAGGGAGAAGAGGUCAGUUUGGGAGGGGAGAGGGAGGAGGUGGAAGGAGAUGGGUGUUUGCCUGGAAAAAGGAGAUGGGAUGGAGGUAGAGACACUGGGAAAAGGAAGGGAGAAGAGGUCAGUUUGGGAGGGAAGAGGGAGAGGGAGGAGGUGGAAGGAGAUGGGUGUUUGCCUGGAAAAGGGAGAUGGGAUGGAGGUAGAGACACUGGGAAAAGGAAGGGAGAAGAGGUCAGUUUGGGAGGGAAGAGGGAGGAGGUGGAAGGAGAUGGGUAUUUGCCUGGAAAAAGGAGAUGUACUCAAAGAGAAGCUCCCACAGUCUCCAGUGGGACUAGCGAUCGUAAGCACAGAACACUGGAAACAAAUGGGGUCAAGAGACCAGUGGAGGUUAUUUCUCUCACCAAGGGACCCACACAGAGCCUACAGGUUUUCAAUGGUUCUAGCAAUGUGGAACCGGUGUCAGCAGAAAUGGAACGUCUCAGGAAGCCAAUGGAGCAACUGUCUGGACCCGGAAGACCGUUGGAGGCUGUGAUGGUCACCAUAGCGCCCGCCGAGAGCUCUAAACAGGUCUCCGACGGCACAGGUAAUAUCGAGCAGAUGUCAAUGAAAACAGGACAUAGAAGGCCAGCGGCUGUAGUCCAAAGACCAGUAGAAGAACAGUCUGGACCCGUAUCGGCCACCGUCCAUGUAGAGGGGGGUCCUAGUUGGAGAACAGGGUCGUUCCCACCACUCUCCCACUCCCAGUCUUUCAUUCGCACCCUGGGCAUGCUCUACGGAGGGCGGGGCAUGCGCCGCUUCCUACUAAACAGGAAGAGGAAAAGUAGGGACGAGGGGCCCAGGCGUCUGCAGGGGCGAGACUUAGUGAGACUGGUCUUCUUUGAAGGCGUGGCCUAUCUGAACGGAGCCGAAAGGAAGCCUGAGAGACUUCCCAGAAGGUUUUUCACCUUGGUGCCUCUGUUUUGUCAGUUGUUACGUCGACACAGGAGGUGUCCCUAUUCUAAGAUACUGCAGAGGGUUUGUCCAGCAGUGGGACAGGGGGAUAUGGCCUCCCUCCUGCCCCAGCACAGUGCACCUCACCGGGUGUACCUCUUUGUCAGAGAGUGCCUCAACGCGGUGGUCCCCUCGGAGUUCUGGGGGUCGGACCAUAACCGAUUCAAAUUCCUGUCCGCAGUCAGGAACUUCCUGUCCAUGGGCAAGUUUGAGAGGAUGUCAUUGGCUGAGCUGAUGUGGAAGAUGAAGGUGAAUGACUGUGAUUGGCUGAAGAUCAGCAAGACAGGCCGCUGCCCGCCCAGUGAGCUGUCGUAUCGGACGCGAGUGCUAGGCCAGCUCCUGGCUUGGCUGCUGGAUGGCUAUGUGCUAGGCCUGGUGAGAGCUAUGUUCUAUGUCACAGAGAGCAUGGGACAGAAGAACGCACUGCGCUUCUACAGAUACCAGGUCUGGGCCAAGCUGCAGGAGCUGGCUCUCAGUGGUCACCUCUCUAAAGGUCAGAUGUCAGAGUUGACCCUGGCCCAGGUGACGUCGCUCCCCAAAACCACUGUCAUCUCCCGCCUCCGCUUCAUCCCCAAGACCGAAGGCAUGAGACCCAUCACACGGGUCAUAGGGGCUGACGCCAAAACGAGGUUGUUCCAGACCCGUGUGAAGGAGCUGUUAGAUGUGCUAGGUGUCUGUGUACGGUCCUCUCCCUCUCUCCUGGGUUCUACAGUGUGGGGGUUGACAGACAUCCACAGAGUCCUCUCUUCCAUCACCCCUGCUCAGAAAGACAAACCACAGCCGCUCUACUUUGUCAAGGUGGAUGUGAGUGGGGCCUACGACAGUCUACCCCACACUCGGCUCUUGGAGGUGAUUGGUCAGGUCCUGUCACAUGUACAGGAAGAGCUUUUCUCAGUGCGAUGCUAUGCCAAGGUGUGGGCCGACACCCACGAGGGCCUCAAAAAGACCUUUGUCAGACAGGCAGACACUGUGGCGUCCACCAACAUGAAAGGCUUUGUGAUGGCACUGCAGAGAGAGGGCAAAGUUCACGAUGCCAUACUGGUGGAGCAGCAUUUCUCCACAGAUAUUCAUGGCAAAGACGUCUUGGAGUUCUUCACCCAGAUGCUCUCUAGCUGUGUUGUCCAGUUUGGGAAGAAAUCGUUCCGUCAGUGUCAGGGGAUUCCUCAGGGUUCCGUGGCGUCGUCUCUGCUGUGCUGCCUCUGUUACGGCCACAUGGAGAACCUUCUGUUCCCUAACGUCAGUCAGAGAGGAGGGUGUCUGAUGAGACUGGUUGACGAUUUCCUCCUCAUCACUCCUGACCUGAGCCAGGCACAGACCUUCCUCAAGACCCUGAUGGCGGGGGUACCACAGUACGGGUGUGUGGUGAACCCCCAGAAGGUGGCUGUUAACUUCCCUUUGGGGGAGGGGGGGUCCUGCCCUGCUGGGGUACGCCUGCUGCCUUUACACUGUCUGUUCCCCUGGUGUGGACUAUUGCUGAAUACACACACCCUGGAUGUCCACAAUAACUACGGCAGCUACGCUGGCCUAUCCCUGCGCUACAGCCUGACGCUAGGCUCCGCCCACUGUGCGGGGCAGCAAAUGAAGAGGAAGCUCAUGUCCAUCCUUAGAUUCAAGUGCCACGCCCUCUUCCUGGACCUCAAAACCAACUCCCUGGAGGCUGUCUAUAGCAACAUCUAUAAGUUAGUUUUGCUGCACGCGUUCAGGUUCCAUGCCUGUGCACAGAGUUUGCCGUUUGGUCAGAAAGUGGGCGGAAACCACUCGUACUUCCUCAACCUGAUCUGGGACUUGGCGGAGUACACCAACCAGCUAGUCAGACUCUGCAACAAAGGUCUGUCUCUAGGCUGUAAGGCUUUAACAGGUAGCCUUCAGUAUGAGGCAGUAGAACUGAUAUACUGUCUGGCCUUCCUGUUGGUUCUGUCCCGUCAUCGCCCCCUCUACUACCAUCUCCUCGCUCCGCUACGCACACGUAAGAGGAAGCUGGAGGGGAAGCUGGUGGGUUUGAGAUUGGCACGAAUCAGACAAGCUGCCACACCCAAAAUGCCUGAAGACUUCAAGGCCAUCCGGGCCUAGAGGAGAAUUUCCACUACUGUGACCUCUUGCCCUCUGCUCCUUGUCACCUCUUAACCCUAUUACCUUUUAACCCUAUACCUGUGCACAGCAGGGAGGGAGGGGGGGGGCUUGGACAGUCGGGUCAAAAUACUGUGUGGACAAUUGUAAAUUGUCCCGGUGUCAAUAUUUUGGUUUGGUUGUAUACUAGCUCGUGUUUUGAUUCUGUUGUACUUUUUAAAGCAGACCGAGGUUGUAGGUCAGUGAGUGAUAAGGAUGAAUCAUAAAAGGCUGUCUUUUUGUAAUAAAGAUUUCUGUAAGAUCAACAGA